AUGACCAUGAAGGAAACAAUGUACAAGGUCUUAAAUCAAUUCCGUAAUGAAUCGAAACACAUAAAGAUAAAGAUGUCUUUCUUUGGAAAGUCAAAAUCAAAAGGUGGCAAAUCAAGCAGUAAUAGUAAUGGUAAUAGUGGUAGUAACAGUUGUAGCAGUAAAGAUCCAUGGAUUCAAAGCACAAUAAAUUCUCUUACGGAAAUGGGGGAAAGGCUUAGCCAGAUUGAGAUCGUUGAGACGGAGACUCCUAAUGCUUUUGUAUAUACACUCAAUUUUCCAAAUGUUCGGCGUAACGAUUGGAAUGUAUUUACAACUACUAUAAGCCAAAUUAACCUCCUUGAAAUAUAUGGAAAGCAAACAGGCACAAAAGAGUCAGGGUCGUUCAAUAGAUUUUGGAUGUUGCCUCGUAAUGUGAAAAGAAAUAAUAUGCAAGUGAAGAAAGAGGAUGGUAUGGUCACUGUUACCUUCCCUAAGUGA
Messenger RNA from Camellia sinensis, 477 nucleotides. The record is from RefSeq and is a predicted model, not a curated record. NCBI's taxonomy places the organism in Eukaryota, Viridiplantae, Streptophyta, Magnoliopsida, Ericales, Theaceae.